GAAAUUUCUUUCUUUUAGAUUUUCAGAGAGUGUUACUUUUAGGCAAAACAAAGUUACAACCAACUCUAUAUGGUAGGAGUCAAGUGAUAAUGAUAUCAUAACAUCCUCCUCUCUCUCAGGAGCCUGAUAUUGGGAAAAGUGCUGUUGGAGAAAUGCAGAGAGGUCUCAGAAUUGUUACAUGGGGGAAAACCCAAUUAUUCUGCAAAUUCCAGCACUGCAAAUACCAGAAGGUGCAGAUCUUCCAAAUAUUGGAAAUACAAAGGAGAACAGAGUGGGCAAGCUUAUUUUGGUACUGAAGCAAAUGGCAUGCACAUUUUAAGAGGUUAUUAGAGAAGAUAACUCCUGGUUCUAGGAAUUAGGCAGUAAAAUGGAUGAAAGGACAAAUAUGAGACAUCUGAGUUUAUGUCUUCUUUAAGAAGAAAUACUGCAAGGCUGUAAUGAAAGUAACAGAAAAAUGUCAGUGGAGACAUUUUCCAUCCUGUAGUGUACAAGACCAAAGAAACACACUAUCUUGGUGACCAGUGUGCAAAAUUCAUUAUGCAGAUUAAGUGUACUACUGCUUCCCCUUUUUAUUAAGAGCUACCUUAGCAAUGGCAAAGGGACAGGACUGCUUAAAAGGCUUUCUAUAAGAAGGUAUGAAACAAGGUUUUACUAAGAUUGGAAUUACCUUCUUAAGAUUUUGGUAUUAGAAUGUCACAACUACUGUCACCAAGUCUGAGUUCCUGGUAACAGCCAGUAGUUUUAAGAAGCCAUGACUAAUUUAACAUCACAGAGGUGAGAUGUGCUUCCCUUUCUAUUCCUCUCUUAUGUAUGUUUUGACUUUUCAUUUCCAUCAUUUUUAUUUUUCCUUUUUAUUUUUAAAGAGCAGAAAACAACGUUCUGCACUGGGAUAAAAGACAAUGUUGGAAUCUGACCUUCUGUAAUCAUGUUUGUGCACUGCACCUGGCUGCAAGCCAGCAACACAGUGUUUUUCAGGCCUUGCAACUCCCAUUUCAGAUUCUUAUUGCAUGCAUGCUUGUUUUCUUCCUUGGCUGAAAGACAUGCCCAUCUUCUCACACCUUAGCUUGUAGUACAGUUCCUGUGAGUUGUGGCCUUGUGCCCAAUCUGUUAAUCCGCACUGCUUAGUAAUCAUUAAACAUUACAUAUCACCUUUGUUGAGAGGAGGAGACGGAUGUUUAUUUGUCAUUUGGAUAGUCUGCACCUAUCUAAAGAGCCAAGGUAACUGAGAGGGGACUUGGUCAUUUAUAUACCUCACAAGAAUGAACAGAAAGUCAAUCUUUGUCCUCUGAUCUGCCUACAUUUUACAGUCUUUGGUUUACACAGAAGCAACAGAUCUUGUGAUCUGAAUGUGCUGACAUGUAGGAAUGGAACUCUGACCUCCAGCAGUCCCAUUCUAUGCACUGAGCAGAACUGUACUUAUUCCAGCCUGCAAAGUGCACUCCAGCAAGACUGCAGUUCUCUUCAUACACCCUGAAUAUGUAAAAUCAAAAGCUAAUGCUACACGCGGACGCAGAAACCAAAUCAAAUCUCAGAUGAGAAGUAGCUUCAAAGGUCAGAGAUGUGUUAGCCUGAACUCAGCAUAAUUUUUGGAUGUUAGUUAAUUAAUAAUCUUAUGCAUUAUUUAAACUCAAAUCCUCAGCUAGUGCUACAUAUAUAUACAAGUUUACAGAGCGAUACAAGUGACAAUACACUACCAAGCAGCAAGUUCAAGAUUCCAUAACUAUUCAUUCUUACCUUGAGGAGUAUUUAGCUAAUAAUUAUCCUUUAUGCAAAUAGAGCAAUGCCUGACUGAAGACUUUCAUUCAUUCCAAUGUGCAAAAACAGAGGUGAUACACUCCUGUCAAAAAGCUAUCCAGGUUCUACCAGCAACAUUUUUCUCCUGUGCAUUGACAACAGCUGCAGUGACAGACCAUUAUACCACAUGAACACGUAAAUGAAGUAAACUGGGACAAUGGAAAGACAACUUGAGGCUACCAGAAUGGAAAACAGCACCUCUUCCUUCUUUAUCAUGGAAAGAAAGACACAUGUGAAGAUUAAUAGGAAAGAAGUCAUGCUAGCUAAGCUGAAAAAGAGCUGCUCCUGCACCCCACAGAAGCUGAAGAACUUUGUUAUGGAUUUCUUUCCUGUUUUACGAUGGCUUCCCAAGUACCAGUGCAAAGAAUACAUUUGGGGGGAUAUUAUGUCUGGGUUAGUAAUUGGGAUCAUUUUGGUGCCUCAAGCAAUUGCAUACUCACUGCUGGCAGGUCUGAAGCCCAUUUAUAGCCUUUACACAUCAUUCUUCGCCAACAUCAUCUAUUUCCUAAUGGGCACAUCCCGUCAUGUAUCAGUUGGCAUUUUCAGCUUGAUAAGCUUAAUGGUAGGACAAGUUGUGGACCGAGAACUUCUCUUGGCUGGGUUUGACUUGAAUGAUGAUGCCCCACCAGCCUUGGGUGAUGGCUCUCUGCAGAAUGACAGCCUGUCCAACACAACUGCCUUCAACCUUACGAUUGCGGGGAUAAAUGCUGAGUGCGGGAAAGAAUGCUACGCUAUCGGCAUUGCUACAGCCUUGACAUUUGUGGCUGGAGUGUAUCAGGUUCUAAUGGGGAUCUUCCGUCUGGGUUUUGUAUCUAUGUACCUAUCUGAGUCGGUACUAGACGGCUUUGCAACCGGUGCUUCCUUAACCAUUUUAACAGCUCAAGUGAAAUAUUUGAUUGGAAUAAAAAUUCCACGUAGCCAAGGGCACGGGAUGCUUGUUAUUACCUGGAUUAACAUUUUCCGGAACAUUUCUCAGGCCAACCUUUGUGAUGUCAUCACAAGUGCCAUUUGUAUCGUGGUGCUGGUCACUGCGAAGGAACUGGGAGAUCGGUAUAAGCAUAAACUGAAAUUUCCUCUUCCCACAGAGCUGGUAGUUAUUGUCGUGGCAACACUGGUGUCACACUACGGGAAGUUAAAUGAAGUCUAUGCAUCCAGUGUUUCUGGAGCUAUUCCAACAGGAUUUAUUCCUCCAGAGGUACCACAGUUCAACUUAAUGCUCCGAGUCGCUGUAGAUGCUUUGCCUCUUGCCCUAGUCAGUUUUGUCUUCACUGUGUCCCUUUCUGAAAUGUGUGCAAAGAAAUAUGCUUACACCAUCCGAGCCAACCAGGAGAUGUUUGCUGUGGGGUUCUGCAACAUCAUUCCUUCUUUCUUCCACUCUUUUGCAACCAGUGCAGCUCUGGCAAAAACCCUUGUGAAAACAUCUACAGGCUGCCAGACUCAAGUCUCUGGAGUAAUUAGUGCAAUGGUGGUUUUGCUGGUGCUGCUCUUCCUGGCACCUCUCUUCUACUCCUUGCAGAAGUGUGUCCUGGCUUGUAUCAUUAUUGUCAGCCUCCGAGGAGCCCUGAGGAAGUUCAGAGAUGUGCCAGCACGGUACCACGUGAAUAAGGUGGACACGCUUGUUUGGGUCAUUACUAUGUCUGCCUCUGCCUUGGUCAGCACAGAAAUAGGGUUGUUGGUUGGCAUUGUUUUCUCCAUGCUAUGCAUUGUUGUUCGGACACAGCGGCCACGGACAGCCCUGCUUGGUCAGAUCCAAGACACAGGUUUUUAUGAGGAUGACUUAGAAUAUGAAAAUCUCACUACUGUUCCAAAGGUCAAAAUAUUUCGUUUUGAGGCUCCACUUUACUAUGCAAAUAAAAACUACUUCCUAAAGUCUCUGUACAGAUUGACCAACUUAGAUCCUAAUCUAGAAGCUGCUAGAAGGAAGAAAUACGAGAAGAAGGAAAAGCAGCAUCUGCAAAAGGGAAAUCACAGAACUGCUAAUGGACUGGGCACUGGAGAAACCACUUUGCAACUAGUUCCUAAGCAAAUUGAUUUCCAAGCCCUUGUUGUAGAUUGCUCGUCCAUCUCAUUUUUGGACACCACUGGAGUUAAUACCCUAAAGGAAAUCCUGAAAGACUACAAGAACUUAAACAUUUCUGUUCUCCUGGCUUGCUGCAAUCCCUCAGUGAUAGACUCUCUGAAAAGAGGAGGUUACUUUGGAAGAGAUUUUGGAAGCAUGCAGGAAAUGCUGUUCUACAGUAUACAUAAUGCUGUGCUGUUUGCAAAAGACCAAAAGCUUCCAGCAGAUUGCUCAGUUUAACCCUAUGUCUUCCUUGACAAUUCACCACAAAAGCAACAGAUGAAGUGGGGCAAUUUGCAAUAUCAGACACACUACUGGCUGUGUACAAGCCAUUCUCCCCUGAAGAGCUCUACUGUUUGUCAGAUGCCAUGUAGAACAGCCACUGAGGAUGCAGUCCAGGACAAGUAUGGAACAGGUCAGAUUAUCACCUGCACCUUCACUUUAAAAUGCAGGUGAUGUGCAGUAAGGAAUUUUGGGAUUGGCUUGUCCCUUGUACCAUGAUCAUUUAUGACCCAACAUGUAUGUCAUGAGACUCUUUUGCUCAUGGUCAGCCCAGUGUCACCUGGCUCUCCCAGGGGCUUAAUGACUGGUUUGUGUUAAGAGAGUUAAGCCAUUCCCAUGAAAAUGCAAUCAAUCCAGCAUCCUGGACACGCAAUGGUUUAAAUUCUGGCUUGCAAGGCCCUGCCCCUUCCAUCAUUCCAGGUGCGCUCCUAAACAACUCCCACUGUUUGCACACAAAUAAAAUGUAUAAAAUAUUGUGGAAUGUAGCAUGUCUCUCCUCCUUGAUUACACAGGCUUAAUAACACAACCUGCCACAGGAGAAGAAAUCGUGAUUCAUCACAGGUCCUCUCAAAACGAGCAUUUCCAAAAAUUGCUGCUGGAGUCGGCUGUUUUAUUGGCUUAAAUCUGUGGUAAUUAGUUACUGAAGGCUGUGAUACCCCUAAUGAUGCCAGAAGAAAUAUGCUUGACGCAAGAUUUUGUAACUAGUAAGAGGAUAAACAGGAUUAGGGAAAACGAAUGGCUUUAACUGCCAGUCACACAACUACCCAGGUAGCUGUACCACCGUCCUGUAAAAAUAAGUUGCCUCUGGUGGGCAGAUGCAACUCUAAUUCAGGGAUACAUAAGCAUCACCAAACAUAAAACCUCAGAACCGUGAUGCAGUACAUCACCUUCUUCCUACAAAUGCCUGCCUGGGUUCAAAGAAAAACAGGAGCAAAUAGGGUAGGGUGGGAAGGUAAAUCUGUGAGUUGCCUACAAGGGGAUUGAUAGGUCAGUCAGAACUGCCUGGCUGGUCUUCUCUGAUGCAAUGCUAAUGAAGUAUUACAAGUAACAUACCUGGGCCAAGUAAAGGGAGCAACGCUUUGUAACUUGUGAUCCUCGUAUGUUGGAAAAAUUCCACCACUGUUUGUACAUACUACAGAUGUUGUGGGGUUUUGUUUGUUCUGUUUUGGUUUUUUUUCUCCUAUCAUACUAGUCUUUGAUUUGAGGUCCACUAGACCAUCUUUUCCAGGUCUAGUCACCUUCUAUAAUAAUUUACCUUAACUGCUGUUCAUUGUGCUUUAUGUCGUAUGAUACUGCCAGUGUCAGUUGUUUUGUUAUAUAUGCAUAUUCUUUUUAUUACAAAUAAGCAUAGCUUCGGAUUUUGAUUUUAGCACAGUUAGUACACAGUGUUCUGGCUCAUGGCAUAGGCAGAAUAUCCUCCACUCAAGUUUAUAAUUACCUGCACAAAAGGUAGGAAAGCUGCCCUGUCUCUCUCAUUAAUCAUGGCUGGUUCAUACAGCACCAAGCACAGAAGGAAAUUCUAUCACAGCUGUGCCUCUUACAAUUAGCAGACUCUAGAAACAGAGUCCACGUAGAAGCUCUAGAAACAGAGCUUCCAAGUAUGCAGAAGCCACUUCUUUGCUGUGACAUUUAAAAAAAAAAAAAAAGAAGUCAGGCCAACACAACAUGUGACUUGCUUGUUUCAACUUUUUAGAUCUCUGAAAGAAAGAACACUCAAACUGAGGCCCUCCAGGUGCCCCAGGUACUGUCUGGUUCUCAAGAACAAGUAUUUUGUUAAAGGAAAAGUAGUGCAUUACCAAAAGAUAAAAAAUAAAUUCCAAAAAAAUAAAAAAUGUCUUCACAGGGAUUGAGAAUAGCACAGUAUUAGCUGAUUCAAUACUGACAUUUUCAUGAACUCAUUACUGUUAAGAAGGCCAGAGCAGUAAAACCUGCCAGAAAUGUCACAAGAUUAAAGGACUGAUCAUUGGCAGCAUUUUCGUGCCAUCAAACAAUUCACUUACAUUAUUAUUUAAACUGCUGACUUGGUAUGCCUAGCUUUUCUGUUCUAAAAAGAAAUGAGCAGAGCCCAAGGAAAAAAUAUUGCUUUGUGUAACCAGUCUUUGAUCAGGAAAUACCUCUUUUAAGGUCCUGCUUGCGGCAAGCAUGAGGAGUUAAUACCACAAAGUAUCAACACAGACACUCUUAGACUGCUAUGCCAAAACAAGCUGUCGUUGGAAGUCAAAUAAAACAUCCUAGCAAUCCAGACAUUUUUUAGCUUUAUGGAUCAAUCCACCAAUCCAGAACAUAAAGAAAAAAAAUGCAAAAAAUACCCUUAACUCUAGAUUAAUCUCAUUUUAAAAGAGAAAAAAAAGAGGUUCUAAUGGAAGGUGUAUCCUUGCAACAGUCUCCAGAGAAAAACGAAGAGAGGCUGAGAAAUUAAGAGUCAGAAGUCUCUUUUUCAUCAUAUUUAUUGUAGGCAUGGUACCAAAGGAUACCUAAGCUAAGAAACUUGGCUACACGUAAGAGAGAGGAAGCUUUAUGACUUUUACUGCAAAGAAAGAAACUACUGAUCAGAAGAAACCAUAGAAACAAUUUUCUGGUUUGGGUUUACUGGCAGAACUGGCUCACAAUCAAGCUGUGUUGGACAAUGUCAAACACAGCAGGGAAAUAACUUCAGUGCUAUGCUGUAGGGAUGUUGGGAGAAUUAUUUCUAAGGAGUAUGUAAAAGUUAAUCAAAAAAGCAAACCUUUUGCUAGUACAUUUAUGUUUGCUAUACUGUGUUAUACCAAGAUGAAGGACACAAAGACUGAAAUUUAACAAAAACUGCUGAUUCUCUUCUCUCCUAGUCUACCAGAGAUUAAGUAUGGUGACUUGCAGAGGAGCUGGGGAUGGUCUUGUAAUUCUGACUAUGUUAACAUUAAUACUGUUGAAAUAAAGAUUGUUAUAUGCCUUUUAGGAAAUGUUAUAUGCUUCAUAUAGAAUGACUGUAUUUUUGUUCACUGUGAUGCCUUGUGAUUUAUCAUGUAUCGUGUAUCAAACAGAUUUUAGUACUGCUACAUAAGAACGGAAAAGGGUUCUUAACUUGUGGACUGUUUGUGUCCCUUAGAGCUGGGCAAAGAGCUGGGAAUCUUCAGCUCAAUCUGUCAUGUUGACUAGUGUGGCAUGGCAAGAAUGUGUGGUUUAGGUGUCAAAACAGCUCUGUUUACUGGCAUUGGUAACUAACAAUCUGGGAACUGUCCAGUCCCUGAAAAACAUCUUGGGUUCCCCGAUAAUCAUGAAUACUUCUAUGCCACAAGACCAAGAGACAAGUGUGUGCUUUUGGCUGGAAAAUAAAACUAGCAGUUGUUUGAAAACA
Molecule: messenger RNA, 7469 nt
Organism: Neopelma chrysocephalum (saffron-crested tyrant-manakin)
Lineage: Eukaryota; Metazoa; Chordata; Aves; Passeriformes; Pipridae
Gene: SLC26A1
Product: solute carrier family 26 member 1
Exons: 4
Coding region: 1952-4093 (713 amino acids)
Biological process (GO): transmembrane transport
Cellular component (GO): membrane
Molecular function (GO): oxalate transmembrane transporter activity; chloride transmembrane transporter activity; secondary active sulfate transmembrane transporter activity
Source: RefSeq, a predicted model, not a curated record